AUGUUCGAUGACUUGGCCGCGAAGGCCGGAGGCCACAUCCUCAGCGCCAGCGGUGUACGUUUUGGCCAUAUCCUCAGUCCCAGCGCCGCUCCUCCAGCUUUGCUUGAAAACUCAAUCGGGGGGUUGCCCCGCGUGGGCGUGCUGGCUACCGUGAAGCGCGUGACGCGCACCGAGCAAGGCACUUUGAUGCUGCAGUACGAGGGCUUCAAGCGGAUUAAGUUGAUCAACAUCUGGCAGUUCCAGCCGUACAUGGUGGUCUUGGGGGGGAUGUGCGGGGUCGUGGGGCUGCCGCCCCACUUCCCCGCACUUUCCCCUCUCUCCUGCCCCUUGUUCUUGGAAAGCUUUAGGCGAAAGUUUUGA
Molecule: messenger RNA, 360 nt
Organism: Volvox carteri f. nagariensis
Lineage: Eukaryota; Viridiplantae; Chlorophyta; Chlorophyceae; Chlamydomonadales; Volvocaceae
Exons: 2
Coding region: 1-360 (119 amino acids)
Source: RefSeq, a predicted model, not a curated record